UUGCAUUACGGUAAAAACGACGCCCCCUUGCGCCCAAGCCACGCCUCCUCCGCUCAAUUAACCGUCCAUCCAGGAAAAAUAGAACCGUCACUCCGCAGACUGUUCUCCUGUUGCUGUGACGGACUGAAAACACAAUUGACAGGAGGCGGGAAUCAGUUCACUGUGGAGAGAUCUUCUCAUUAUGUUGCCUCAACACUUGAAGCAGAUCAGAGUUCUAAUGCUUAACGACAAGGAAAACCUGGAGAGGACUUUGUUCAGGCUUGAACAAGGUUUUGAGCUGCAGUUCCGUCUGGGUCCCAGCCUGCAGGGGAGGAGUGUCAUGGUCCACACAAACUACCCUCUAGAAGGACACAAAUUCGAUCGAAACAACUUUCGUGCUUUGGCCUGGAACUACCCCACAGGAAGAGAGGAUGACUCGGAUAAGUACUGCUCUCUGGAGCUCCAGACAGCCGGGUCCUACCAGUACUACUUUGGACAUGCAGACGUGAAGCGUUCAGGAGGAGGCUACAUCGUCGUUGACCCCGUCCUUCGUGUCGGUGCAGACAACCACGUCCUGCCAUUAGACUGCAUCACCAUCCAGACCUACCUGUCCAAGUGUCUGGGACACCUGGACGACUGGCCGGACAGGCUGAGGGUGGCCAAGGAGUCCGGGUACAACAUGAUCCACUUCACCCCCCUGCAGACUCUGGGAGAGUCCAGGUCCUGCUACUCCUUAGCUGACCAGCUGACCUUCAACCCUGAGUUCAGUCCGGAGGGUCGGAGCUACAGCUGGGAGGACGUGGGGGCGCUGGUGGAGAAGCUGAGGACGGAGUGGAACAUGCUGUGUAUUACCGACGUGGUGUACAAUCAUACUGCUGCUAACAGUGUGUGGAUUAAAGAACAUCCAGAGUGCGGUUAUAACCUGGUGAACUCUCCUCACCUGCGUCCUGCCUGGGUGUUGGACAGAGCCGUGUGGCAUUUAACCACCAGAGUAGCAGAGGGACGCUAUAAGGACAAAGGACUGCCUGCAGAGAUUACCACUGAGAGCCAUCUGAAUGCCAUCCGCAGUGUGUUGUGGCAGGACGUUUAUCCUCAGAUCAGACUGUGGGAGUUCUACCAGGUCAACUUGGACCACGCCGUGGAGCAGUUCAGAAUCCUGCUGCAAAACGGAACUAAGCCAGAUCAUGGUAAGACUGAAGGGAAGAAGGGCCUGAAGAUCACACAGGACCCGUACUAUCGUCGUUUUGGAAACACGGUGGACAUGGACUCUGCUCUGGAGACCUUCGUACCUCACAGCUCCUCCCCUCAGCACAUCGAGGACUGCUGCGGUUGGCUGAAACAGAAACUGAAUGAGCUGAAUGAAGAACAGCAUCAGAUCAUCCACCAGCAUCAGGAGCAGGCUGCCAACUGCAUUGUGGGAAACGUGCUGUAUGAACGUCUGGCCAACCACGGCCCCAAACUGGGUCCAGUUUCCAUGAAGAACCCUCUGGUCACCAGGUAUUUCACCUUCCCAUACCAGGACAUGACUCUGGAGCAGGAGCUGCAGCUGCUCGACCAGCCGGACAAAACGUCGCACUUCCUGGCUCACAACGGCUGGGUGAUGGGCGACGAUCCGCUGCGCAACUUUGCUGAACCAGGCUCCAACGUGUACCUGCGUAGGGAGCUGAUCUGCUGGGGCGACAGCGUGAAACUCCGCUACGGUAAAGGACCAGAGGACUGUCCAUACCUGUGGGCUCACAUGCAGAAAUACACUGAAAUCACAGCCCAGUAUUUCCACGGAGUCAGACUGGACAACUGCCACUCCACACCGUUACAUGUUGCUGAGUUCAUGCUGGACGUGGCCAAAAGAGUGUGUCCUAACCUGUAUGUGGUGGCUGAGCUGUUCACCGGCAGCGAGGAGCUGGACAAUGUCUUUGUUACCAAGCUGGGAAUCACAUCACUCAUACGAGAGGCCAUGUCGGCUGGAGACAGCCAUGAAGAAGGCCGGCUGGUGUAUCGUUAUGGAGGAGAGCCGGUGGGAGCCUUUGUUCAGCCCAGCCUCCGCCCACUGAUGCCCUCCAUCGCUCACGCCAUGUUCCUGGACGUAACCCACGACAACGAGUGUCCCAUCCAGCUGCGUUCAGCUUUGGACUCUUUGCCCAGUUCUGCUAUCGUUUCUAUGGCCUGCUGCGCUACCGGCUCCACCCGAGGAUACGAUGAACUAGUGCCACAUCAGAUCUCUGUGGUGAAGGAGGAACGGUUUUAUCCCAAGUGGAACCCCUCAGCAGCCCCGACCUCCACCGGUGAGGUUGGAUUCCAGUCCGGCAUCAUCGCAGGAAAACGAGCUCUGAACAAACUGCACCGGGAGCUGGCUGCUCAGGGAUUCAUGCAGGUGUACGUAGACCAGGUGGAUGCAGACAUCGUUGCUGUUACUCGUCACUGUCCCAGCACCCACCAGUCUGUUGUAACUGUGAGCAGAACCGCCUUCUGGAACCCCAAAACCCACGAGUACGACGCCAACGUCCCGCCCAUGUUCAUACCUGGGAAGAUCGAGGAAGUGGUGCUGGAGGCGAGGACGGUGGAACGGGAAGCUGGGAGUUAUCAGAAGGAUGACGGCUACAUCAACGGGAUGCCAGAAUACACUGUGGAAAUAAAAGAGCACAUACCGUUGGAGGAGAGCACGGUGGUGAAACGGGCCGGAGUGACGUCUAAAGGACGCUCAGAGUUUGUGCAGGAGAUCGUCUUCCAGAAGCUGACCCCCGGCAGCGUCAUCGCCUUCAGAGUCAGUUUGGACCCUAAAGCCCAGAAGGCGGUGGGGAUGCUGAGGUACUAUCUGUCCCAGUUCAGCCCAAAGUACAGGAGAGGCAGCGUGGCCGAUGAGAACCCUCCAGACGCUCUGCAGAAACCUCUGGCACAGCUGAUGAUCAAGCUGACCUUAGCAGACAUGAACGUGUUGCUGUUUCGCUGCGACGCAGAAGAACAGGAGGAUGGAGGAGGAUGCUACAACAUCCCCGACUGGGAGAGCCUGAAAUACGCAGGACUGCAAGGUCUGAUCUCAGUGCUGGCUGACAUCCGUCCCAACAACGACCUCGGCCAUCCGCUCUGUGCCAACCUCAGACAGGGAGACUGGCUGAUCGACUUUGUCUCCAACAGGCUGAUCCACAGAGAAGGACCGCUGGCACAGGUGGGUCAGUGGAUGGCUGCCAUGUUUAACCUCCUGAAGCACAUCCCUCGUUACCUCAUCCCCUGUUACUUCGACGCCAUCCUGGUGUCCACCUACACCACGGCCCUGGACGCCACCUACAAGCUCAUGUCCAGCUUCAUCCAGAACGGCUCCAGCUUUGUCCGUCACCUGGCGCUGUGUUCGGUCCAGAUGUGUGGUGUCGGACGCUUCCCCGCUCUGUCGCCGCUGUCUGCUAAACUAGACGGCGUCCCGUAUCGCAUCGGUCCAAUCACAGGCCAGAAGGAGCAGUGCUGCCCCUCCCUUUCAGCAGGUCUUCCUCAUUUCUCUGCUGGGAUUUUCCGUUGCUGGGGCAGAGACACUUUCAUCGCUCUCAGAGGAGUGAUGAUCAUCCCUGGAAGACACAUCGAGGCUCGGAACAUCAUCCUGGCCUUUGGCGGUACUUUACGUCACGGUUUGAUCCCCAACCUGCUGGGAGAAGGUCGCUGUGCCAGAUUCAACUGCAGGGACGCUGUGUGGUGGUGGCUGCAGUGCAUCCAGGACUACACCGUCCACGUUCCCCAAGGACAUGAGAUCCUCCUCUGUCCUGUGACCCGCAUGUAUCCUACUGAUGACUGUGAACCCUGCAGACCUGGAGAGGUGGAGCAGCCUCUGUAUGACGUGAUCCAGGAGGCUCUGCAGCGCCACCUGGAGGGAGUUUCCUUCAGAGAGAGAAACGCUGGACCCAAGAUCGACAUGAAGAUGAGAGAUGAAGGCUUCAACGUGGUCGCUAAGGUGGAUCACUCCACGGGUUUCGUGACCGGAGGAAACCGCUUCAACUGUGGAACGUGGAUGGACAAGAUGGGAGAGAGCGAGAGAGCGAGGAACAAAGGCAUGCCGGCUACUCCCAGAGACGGAGCAGCAGUGGAGAUCGUUGGUCUCAGUAAGUCAGCAGUCCGCUGGGUUGUGGAGCUUCACGCUAAAGGACUGUUCCCUUAUGACGGAGCUAAAGUGGCCACCAAUGGUGAUACAGGCUUCAUCUCGUACUCCCAGUGGAACCAGCAGAUCCAGCAGAGCUUUGAAGCAGCGUUCUGGGUGUCUGGAGACCCAGACGACCCCAACGAGAAGCACCCCGACCUGGUGCACAAGAAGGGCAUCUACAAGGACAGCUACGGAGCCUCCAGCCCCUGGUGUGACUACCAGCUCAGACCCAACUUCCCCAUCGCCAUGGUGGUGGCUCCUGAGCUGUUCUCAGUGGACAAGGCCUGGAAGGCUUUGGAUGUGGCUGAGAAGAAACUACUGGGACCACUGGGAAUGAAAACACUGGACCCUGACGACAUGGUGUACUGUGGAGUGUACGACAACGCUCUGGAUAACGACAACUACAACCUGGCAAAAGGCUUCAACUACCACCAGGGACCGGAGUGGCUGUGGCCCGUCGGAUACUUCCUGCGAGCUAAACUCUACUUUGCCAGGAAGCUGGGAGAAGAAACGUACACCAAGACAGUGACUCUGGUGAAAAAUGUUCUGUCCAGACAUUUCACUCACCUGGAGAGGUCUCCAUGGAAGGGCCUGCCGGAGCUGACCAAUGAGAACGGCCAGUACUGCUCCUUCAGCUGUGAGACCCAGGCCUGGUCUGUGGGCACCAUGCUGGAGGUUCUCUAUGACCUGUAGAGGAGCUCUGACUGCUGUUUCUGUGCUGCCUCCAUGUGACUGACUGGUGGAUAGUUAGUCCUCUUGUCACGUUUAACAUUCACCAGCAUCGUCUGUUCCUAAAACACAGCCUGCACCACAUCCAGCACAUUCACAGUUUGGACACUUUAGGCUUUUAGAAUCCUCUGCUGUGAAUCUGAGGAUCAUUUUCAGGUGGAAUUCUCUAAAAACACGGUUGAGGUUCACUGACUGAUAUCUUUGCUCACAGGUUGCAUGAAAAGCUUAGAUGUGUUGUAUUUCCAGCAGAACAUCUGUUCCUGGAUCCCAAAUGCAGCACACCGCCCAUUAGAGCUGCUAUUUGACCAGUAAAUAGACCCAGCCGGUCCCACAGCCACACGUUUAUACCUUCUAUAUACAUUAAUAUAAGGCAGACAUGGUUCUUAUCGAGCAUUAAAUGAUCAUAAACUGAUCCCAGAACUGUGAUAGGUUAUCUGUUACAGGUUUCAGAUCAACACCAGCCCCUCAGCAGCUCAGAAAACAGAAAAAAAGGGCUGAACUUACUUUUAGCUGACUUCUAACCCAUCAAAGAACAAGUGUUUUGUACUAAUGAUGUGUUUGUGUCCCUUUGUGCGUUUAAAUCCUACCUCUGACCGUCAGCCUCCACCUACAGAACUCCUGAUGAUCAGAAGCUGCUCUGAGUUCUUUCUGCAGCCUUCCUAGAUCUAAUAAACGGUCUUCCACAGCUUCCCUCAGCCUCACCAUGCCCUCAUAUUUCUGCUCCACCAUCGUCUUCACGUUGUGUGUUCCAGGUUUGUGCUUGGAUGUCGUUUCUGGUGCUAGUGUGUAACCGUGUUGUGCAUCUACUCAUGACCUCCACCAAACACGUUUUCCUCUCAGAGAGAAGCAGCAGAAUAGAAAAGACUUUUAGGUGAAUCUAAAGAGAAAAGCUCAGAACAGUCGCUGUGUGUCUUUGAACAGCUCCACUGGUUCCAUCUGUUCUGUUUUAAACUUCUAUGUGGUGAACGGUGGUGGAGCGUUCAGUGAAAACUGCUGUAACUUAGACUCUCUGUCACGUCGUCUGUAAUGUUUCCUCGUAGCCGCAGACAAAGCAACACUGAAUAAACUGUUACACGAG
Messenger RNA from Acanthochromis polyacanthus (spiny chromis), 5906 nucleotides. It is a transcript of the gene agla, whose product is annotated as amylo-alpha-1, 6-glucosidase, 4-alpha-glucanotransferase a. The coding region runs from base 182 to 4792 and encodes 1536 amino acids. NCBI's taxonomy places the organism in Eukaryota, Metazoa, Chordata, Actinopteri, Pomacentridae. The record is from RefSeq and is a predicted model, not a curated record. Gene Ontology annotation, biological process: glycogen catabolic process; glycogen biosynthetic process. Gene Ontology annotation, molecular function: amylo-alpha-1,6-glucosidase activity; 4-alpha-glucanotransferase activity. The transcript has 35 exons.